AUGGCUUUCCAGAACAAGCCACAUCUUAAUCCACCAGGAGCUGAUGAUCCACUUAUUACAGUCAAAAGGUUGUUGAAAAUCGUUGAAAACUUGCACAGACAUGUGUCUCCUAAAAUGGAAAAUCGACUAUCUCGUGUAGCAAGAAGCAACGGUGAAGAAGCGAAUGAGACUAAUAACACGAAUGAUCCUUUACGAAGCAUCCCUCUUCUUGGUAUCAAUCCUGACGAAGACCUUUUUCUUAUGCUAAGUUUUCAUCUCGAACUGAUAAAAAAUAAGCUGAUAAAGAUGCAGCUACUUCGUGGAUAUGUACAAGAUGAGAUUUCGAGACAUAGCAUUCAUCUUGAGAAACUUCUAUGCGAAUUGAAAAACAAAUUUCCUGACAAGUGUUACUUUACCAAAGGGAUGAAGAAAGAUGUAGACGAUUUCACCAGGAAGAUCUCUGAUUUGUUGGGCAAGCUUUCCGUGUUGCCUGACAAGCCAGCAGGACAGAAAACAUUAUAUUCUCAUGAUAGCAGCGGAUAUAAUAGUGGCAGAAAGUGUUCAUAUCUUCCCGGCCUCCAUGCAAAUGUGGAAGAUCUCACCAAAUUACAGGCUUUCAGACAAGUGAAACAGGAAUUUAGAGCUUGA
Molecule: messenger RNA, 627 nt
Organism: Arabis nemorensis
Lineage: Eukaryota; Viridiplantae; Streptophyta; Magnoliopsida; Brassicales; Brassicaceae
Source: the annotation of a GenBank genome assembly